Molecule: messenger RNA, 387 nt
Organism: Rotaria sp. Silwood2
Lineage: Eukaryota; Metazoa; Rotifera; Eurotatoria; Philodinida; Philodinidae
Source: the annotation of a GenBank genome assembly
AUGCCUUCACGUUUAAAAAAACUUCUAUCACCAAUACCUAUAAUACUAAAUGAUGAAAAAAAUAUAAGUGAACUAACAAGACAAGUAAUUUUAUAUUUGAAUAAUAUUAAUAAUAAAGAAAAAAAAUCGAAUUUAAAAAAAUGUGUUGUCAAAGGUUUUUCACAUUUACCUGAAUGUCAAUAUGAAAAUGUUGUUGAUCAAUGUACAAAAUAUUUAGAAGAAUUUUUUAAAAGACAAGGAAAAGAACAUCGAAUUGAAUAUAUAUCUAUGUUAAAUUAUCUUAUGGAAAAUUUUCCAUUUGGUUUAAUUUGUGUUUUGAAAAUAAAAGAUACAAUUUCGAAUCAAUUGAUAACAAUUGCUCAAGAACUUUGGUCUGAUAUAAAGUAA